Messenger RNA from Umbelopsis ramanniana AG, 1602 nucleotides. RefSeq lists its product as uncharacterized. The record is from RefSeq and is a predicted model, not a curated record. NCBI's taxonomy places the organism in Eukaryota, Fungi, Mucoromycota, Umbelopsidomycetes, Umbelopsidales, Umbelopsidaceae. The transcript is spliced from 2 exons. The coding region runs from base 29 to 1396 and encodes 455 amino acids.
UUCACACUAAUCAAAUUAUCGGUCUUCUAUGGCAACUUCGCGCGACAACGGCAUUAAACUGCAGUGGUCUACUAAGAACGACAUCGAUCGACUAUGCUCUGCAAUGGAACCAGUAUUUCAACCUCCAGACGAGAAAAUCGAUUUUGUCACCUAUUUGGUUCGUGAUCAGUACAAACGCUGGGCUCUUGGCGAGAGCUCAUUCAUGACUCCGGAAGAUACCGUAUUUGCAACAGAUACAAAUACAAAAGACGACAAAAUUGUGGCCUUCACCACUUUGUGGAAAGAUAAGCAGCUUUAUAAUGGCAUUGGUUUUUCCAUUGGUAGAGUGGAGUUCGUUGGCGUGGUCAGCGAAUAUCGAAAUCAAGGCCUGAUGCCUCGUAUAAUGGAUGCUGUACAUGAAGCAAGUGACCUACGAGGCGACUUAAUGCAGACAAUUGUUGGUAUUCCAUAUUAUUACCGACAAUUUGAUUACGAAUAUGCACUGGAUAUUGGAAAGCGGUCAAAAACUUGGUUAAAUUCAAUUCCAUCUCUCAAAAGUGGUGAGAAAGAAUUGACUACCCUUCGCGCAGCAACAUUAGAAGACUUGGACAUCAUUCUAAACUUCGACCAGGUGCUGAGUUUGCAAAGCUGCAACUACGCACCUCUGCGUAGAGAAUACCUUGAAACUCAGAUCAAAGGCUCUAUCAAUUCGACAGCGAGUCCAUUUCAGCGACGGGUGGUCAUGUUCGAGGACGAUGGUCACGCUAUAGGUUAUUUCAUAAUGCACAAUUAUGCUGAUUCCUCUGCUAUAAGUGUGCUCCAUAUCGCAUUUAAACCUAAUAUCAACCUGCCCACUAUUAUCAACAGCAUUUUACGUGGUAUUGUUCAGUACAGUAGCCGCAGCUACGAUGAAAAAUCCGGUGAAAACUUAACCGCUAUUUUCUGGCAUUUUUCAGAAUGGCAUCCGUUCUUCAACAGCCUUCCUAGUUGCAACCGAAGUUAUACUUCAUUGCCUGACGAAGCUUACUCCACGUAUGUUCGGAUACCGAAUUAUGCUAAUUUUAUUCGGCAUAUCAUUCCUGUUCUGAACGACCGUCUUGCCAAUGCAAAGUCGUGGAGCUGUUACAAUGGAGUUCUUUAUAUACAUAAUUACACGAAAAAAUACAUGGGAGUGAGGAUACAAAUCGAUGGUGGCCAUGUGAGCAAAGUUGAAGACUGGUUUCCAACCGAUCGUCAACAGCCAGUAUCAAAUCAGAUUCACUUCCCUCCCCUCACGUUCACCAACAUACUACUGGGAAACAAGUCUCUUGAGGAACUUCAGAUAGUGUAUCCCGAUAUCGCAGUGUCUGAUUUAACCGCACAACUUGUGAACGUUCUUUUUCCCAAAUCCGUUUCAAUAAAUCAUAACUGGGUAUGACGCAAAGUCCGCUUCCAGCUUUCCUCUUCAUUCCCGCCAAGAUCCAAGUUUUGCAGAAUAAAAUGUCGAGUGGAAAUACUUGUGAUAUAGAUGAGGAGCUUGUUCAGAAGUUGAAGGAAUUUCGAUUCAAAAAGUACUCGCAGGGCAAUGCUGCGUUUGUGUGUGAGUGCUGGUCAUGGCUUUGAAGGUGAAUAGGGUUCUAGUGC